AUGCUCUCCCGCUCCCUCCCUACCCAACCCUCCCGGAUCAGCUUUCGCAGCCUCCUGACUCCGUCUCCCGCUUGUAGACAAAUUCACACCGGUCGACGACCGACCGUGAAUCGAACCCUGGCGACCAUCAACAGCCCGUUUUCUACUACAAUUGCUCCUACAUCUCGACUCUCCUCGAUCUCUCGACACCUUUCUUCUUCCUCUUCGGCCUCAGAGAGCAACAAGUCAUCCACAAUGGCACCUGUGAAUGUUCAGCAGUAUGACUACAUCGUCCUCGGCGGUGGUAGCGGUGGUAGUGGAAGCGCCCGUCGCGCAGCUGGCUGGUAUGGCGCAAAGACUCUGAUCGUGGAAAGCGGCCGGUCUGGUGGUACCUGCGUUAAUGUUGGAUGUGUUCCCAAGAAGAUGACUUGGAACUUUGCGACUAUUCAGGAGACGAUGGACAUCGGCAAGCACUACGGCUACGAUAUCCCCGAGGGCAUCAAGGUCGACUACAACAAAUUCAAGAACACUCGCGAUGCCGUGAUCAAGCGCUUGAAUGGCGCCUAUGAGCGCAACUGGGACAAAGAGGGCAUUACUCUAGUCCACGGCCGCGCUCGCUUCGUCGAGCCCAAGGUCAUUGAGGUUGGCCAGGAGGACGGCAGCGUUGCCCGCUACACUGCUCCCCACAUUCUGAUCGCUACUGGUGGCCAUCCCAUUCUGCCAAAGGUCCCCGGUGCCGAGCAUGGCAUCACCAGCGAUGGCUUCUUCGAGAUGGAGGAUCUCCCGCCCAAGAUGGCCGUUGUCGGCGCCGGCUACAUUGCUGUCGAGCUGGCCGGUGUUAUGAACGCCGUCAACGUUGAGACCCACAUGUUCAUCCGUGGUGAGAAUUUCCUGCGCAAAUUCGACCCCAUGAUCCAAAAGACUAUGACCGAUCGGUACGAGGCUGCCGGUGUCCACAUGCACCGUCAACACGCCGGUUUCAAGGAGAUCCAGCUUAUUCGCGAUGGCAAGGGCAAGGAUCGCCUGAUCAAGCUGAUUAGCCAGGACGGCUCCGAGCUCGAGGUUAACGAGCUUCUGUGGGCUGUUGGCCGUGGCCCCGAGAUAGAGGGUCUUUCGCUCGACAUCCCCGGUGUCAAGCUGAACGUCAGCGGCCACGUCGCUGUUGACGAGUACCAGAACACCUCGGUCGAGGGUAUCUACGCUCUCGGUGAUGUGACUGGCCAGGCCGAGCUUACUCCUGUCGCAAUUGCUGCCGGUCGCCAACUUGGCAACCGUCUCUUCGGCCCUCCCGAGCUGAAGUCCUCCAAGAUCUCAUACGAGAACAUCCCUACCGUGGUCUUCUCUCACCCCGAGGUUGGCUCGAUCGGUCUCACCGAGCCUGAAGCCCGUCAGCACUACGGCGACGACAAGAUCAAGAUUUACCACACCAAGUUCACCGCGAUGUUCUACGACGUCGGCCUCUCCCCAGAGGAGAAGGCCAAGAACCCGACCGAGAUGAAGAUCAUCUGUGCGGGUCCCCAGGAGAAGGUCGUUGGUCUGCACAUCCUUGGCCUUGGUGUUGGCGAGAUGCUGCAGGGCUUCGGUGUCGCUGUGAAAAUGGGUGCGACUAAGCAGGACUUUGACAAUUGUGUUGCUAUCCACCCCACUUCCGCGGAGGAGCUUGUUACCAUGCGGUAA
This is a messenger RNA of Penicillium cinerascens, 1656 nucleotides long. It is a transcript of the gene glr1, whose product is annotated as glutathione-disulfide reductase GLR1. Gene Ontology annotation, cellular component: mitochondrion; cytosol. The coding region runs from base 1 to 1656 and encodes 551 amino acids. Gene Ontology annotation, molecular function: NADP binding; glutathione-disulfide reductase (NADPH) activity; flavin adenine dinucleotide binding. Gene Ontology annotation, biological process: cellular response to oxidative stress; cell redox homeostasis; glutathione metabolic process. The record is from RefSeq and is a predicted model, not a curated record. The transcript is spliced from 3 exons. NCBI's taxonomy places the organism in Eukaryota, Fungi, Ascomycota, Eurotiomycetes, Eurotiales, Aspergillaceae.